UUGAUAUGGUUGCAGCACUUCAUCACCAAUUAGGAGAUACUGACGAGCCAAAUGAUGGCAAUGCCUCAGUGAAGAAGAGAACUAAUGUGUUACUUCUUGGUGAUCACCUUGGAGAUCUAGGAAUGUCUGAUGGUUUGAACUAUGAGAACCAAAUUGUUGUUGGAUUCUUGCGAUUCCCUGCUCCUGCUUUUUGUGAAACUGCAACUAAAGUUCUUGUCUUGAUGAUGGUUUCAAAAAUAGGCGAUGCCAAGAACAACCACCUAGUGACUUCUCUAUUGCUCAAUUCUAGUUUCAGGAGCGACUACUUGUCGUCCAUGGGCACUAGUGCUAUAAGAGGAUUACCCAGAUGGUAAAGUUGAGGAUGUUGAAUUGCCUGAGAAAGUGGACAUUCUGAUUUCUGGGGCUAUAUGAUUCAGAAGGGUGUUCUCAAAUGACCAUGAUGUAACUUUUGC
This is a messenger RNA of Magnolia sinica, 452 nucleotides long. RefSeq lists its product as uncharacterized. Gene Ontology annotation, cellular component: cytoplasm. The record is from RefSeq and is a predicted model, not a curated record. The transcript is spliced from 3 exons. Lineage: Eukaryota; Viridiplantae; Streptophyta; Magnoliopsida; Magnoliales; Magnoliaceae. Bases 6 to 353 code for a protein of 115 amino acids. Gene Ontology annotation, molecular function: magnesium ion binding; 5'-nucleotidase activity.